UGGAUUAUGAAAUCACCCACUAUGUUCACGAUUAUCUUCAGAGCAGUACAUAAUACAUGUUUUAAUAGAGUGCUCUAACAAUGAAGACGAAGUUCUAUGUGGUUGUGUUUUUGAUUGUUACAUUAAAAGUUAGUGAAGAAGCUGAAAUAAGUCCAAUUUCAGAUUUGAAAGGUCACAAAGCCCAGUCCUCGAAUCCUGAAGUUUCUGUCAGCGGUGACGGUCGUCUCACUAAAACUGAAAUGGAUGGAUGUUCCGUGACAAUUGGCAUUCAAGGUACGGAAGAUCCAAAAGCUAAAGAACCGAAAAUUGAAAAAGGAGCUCCUGGUUCCAAUGGACUACAAGGUCCUCCCGGUGUUAAAGGAGAAAGAGGCAUUGCGGGACCUCCUGGUCCUGUUGGUGCUAAAGGAGAAAAGGGAGUUAAAGGAGAAAUUGGUGAAAAGGGAGAAAAAGGGGCAUAUGCCAUAGGUAAAAAGGGAGAUACGGGCGCUCCAGGACUCAAAGGUGAUAAAGGUUUCAUGGGUGACAAAGGUGACAAGGGUGAAGAAGGAUGUUGUAAGCGGUGCUCAACAGGCCUUACUCCUUCGGAAAAUGAUCUAAAGACUCCUGGAACCUCAUCAAAUCCAGCCCAAACUUGCCGAGACAUUGAAGAUGUCACAACGGAGGAGACAGUAUUUCUUAAUCCAGUGGAUCCAUUCACUGAUAUAUACUGUGACAUCGAGCAUCAACAAGUUUGUUUAAGAAACAUUGAACCAGGACAACACUAUCAAUAUCAGAAUGAGGGUUUCUGGCUAAGUACCAAGGGCUUUAAUAUUACAUAUUUUUAUAAUAUGAAAACAUUAGAAAAUAUUGAAUACCUUAAAAGCAUAUCGAAAUAUGUUGACCAAGUAAUCAGAGUGUACGAUAAGAAUAUUUGUAAAAUAUCAAAUUAUGAUGUAACCAAGUAUAUACAGUUACUUCUGAACACUGAUGUGAUUAUUGGACCAAGACCCACAGAAAUGACUCCUUUACACUAUACAUAUACAAAUUAUUCGAAUUGUAACACUGAUGCAGAUGGCGCGUAUAUUGAAAUAAAGAAUACCUUUUCAUUGAAACAUGUUCCUGUCUUGGACUUUUAUAUAAGAGGUUCGACAGAAAAUUCCGAGUUUCGUAUAAAAAAUCAUGUGCUCUGUUUUCAUGAGAAAUAAGUAAAGUCCGUUACAAUCA
Leptidea sinapis is the source of this 1203-nucleotide messenger RNA. Its product is annotated as collagen alpha-1(II) chain-like. The record is from RefSeq and is a predicted model, not a curated record. NCBI's taxonomy places the organism in Eukaryota, Metazoa, Arthropoda, Insecta, Lepidoptera, Pieridae. The transcript has 11 exons. The coding region runs from base 81 to 1184 and encodes 367 amino acids.